CGAAGCUGAGUCCAUAGAGAACCGAAGCUGUAUGGCAUAAGUUCCCAAACCUACAAAACCCUCUCUUUAAAGCAGACGCACACUUUAUCAUUCUCUUUCUCUGUUUUGAAACUCUCUUCUCUUCUCUUAGCCCAAUGGAAGACGACGACGAGUUCGGAGAUUUAUACACCGACGUUCUCCGCCCCUUCGCUUCUUCGCCCUCAUUAUCCUCUGCGCCGCAGCCCCACCAACCUUCCCCUGCGCCCCCCUCCCUCGAUCUCAGUCCCAAUCCGGACGAUGCACAGAUCCCCUGCGAUGCGCCCCACGCUAAUUCCCCUGCACCAACCAAUCCCCUCCCUGAGCCAGACCCACGCGAAGCGCCCACGGAGCCGCCUAAAAUUCCGGACGCCAAGCCUACGACGGAUUCAAACCUCGCCGCCGCCGCCGUUGCCGUUGAUCCGAUGGACAGGGAGGUGAAAUUCGACAUCGAGGAGGACGAAGAAGACGGCGGAGAGCCGGUUAUUCCGGGGCUUACAGGCGAGUUGGCAGCGCCGACUGAGGGCGAGGGCGAUGAUUGGGACAGCGAUAGUGAGGAUGAUUUGAAGAUAGUGUUGAAUGAGAACAACCACAUGGCCAUGGAAAGAGGAGGGAUGGCGGAUGGUGAUGAGGAGGAGGAGGAUGGGGAUGAGGAGCUUGUGAUUGUGGCUGGCGGCGAUCCGAAUCAGGGCGCGGAGGAGCCGGAGUGGGGCGAGAAUGCCACCCUGGCCGCCGGAGACGGCGAGAGGAAGGAUGCCGCCGGGGAAUUGGCCAAGGCCGGCGGUGCGGCUGUGCCCCCGAAGAUUGGGUAUAGCAAUCAAGGAUAUCACCCCUUUCAUUCGCCUUUUAAGUAUCAGUAUGUUAGGCCUGGUGCAGCACUAAUGCCUGGAGCUGCUGCUUCUGCUCCAGGAGGGCCUCCUGGUCAGAUUCGUCCUCUUGCUAACAUGGCUGGUCGAGGCAGAGGGGACUGGAGACCGCCUGGAAUAAAAGGUGGUGCUGCUAUGCAAAAAGGUUUUCAUGCAGGUCCCGGAUUACCUGGUUGGGGCAACGGUGCAGCAGGGCGGGGUUUUGGUGGUGGAUUGGAAUUCACACUUCCUUCUCACAAGACUAUAUUUGAUGUAGAUAUUGAGAAUUUUGAGGAGAAACCGUGGCAAUAUCCAAAUAUUGAUACAUCAGAUUUUUUCAACUUUGGCCUGAAUGAGGAGAGCUGGAAAGAUUAUUGCAAACAGCUGGAGCAACUACGCUUGGAGUCUACAAUGCAAAGCAAGAUCCGUGUUUAUGAGAGUGGUCGAACAGAGCAGGAGUAUGAUCCAGACUUACCCCCUGAAUUAGCUGCAGCUACCGGUAUACAUGAUAGUCCCGUGGAAAACACAAAUUCUCUAAAGUCAGAUGUCGGACAAAGCGAUGUUAUGAAAGGUUCUGGGACUGGACGUGUGCGACCACCACUACCAACUGGUAGAGCAAUACAGGUGGAAGGUGGUUAUGGUGACCGGCUUCCCUCCAUUGAUACCCGCCCUCCCCGAAUCCGCGAUUCCGAUGCUAUCAUUGAGAUUGUUUUACAGGAUACAGAAGAUGACCAGUCCUCUGCAGGAGUUGCUCAAGAUCCGCCAGAGGGUGGAGAACCCCAUAGAGAGGAUUUUAGAGAAGACCAUGUAGCUGGAGAUGAAAUUCCAAGGUUGGAACCCGAGUAUUUUGAUGGUUUUCCACAGGUUUAUAAUGGUCGGAAGAAAGAGAUUGCAGGAAGAAGAAUGUCAUUUAUAAAUUCCAGUGCUGCUAACAUGCCUAAUGGAGAUGAAAAAUUGUUCUUCCCACAGGAAGAGCCGAUUGAGUACUCUGGUUCAAAGGGCCAAAAUCGUAGGUCCUAUGGUGGCAAUUGUAGCUCCUCUCAUGACGAAAGGCAGAUGCAAAGAAGAGUGGGUGGUCAGUCUCCUUCAAUUACUCCCAUUCAAGAAUUGGCAACUGAUAACAGUCUAAAAGAAGAGUCAGCAGAAAGCAUGGAAGGUAGACAUAGAUCAUCCCCUGCUGUUAAGGAUAUAAGGGAGUCCAGUGUGGAGGAGAAGGAUAUUGAACUUGAGGAUACUGGGACAGCUGAUGGAAGUUCCAGAUUGGAAAAGGAGGAAACAGUAGACAAAGUAGAUGCCCUUGAGGAUGGGGUAGCAAAGAGACAGAAGUUGACAUCUCGAGUUGAGCCACCUUUGCUUGAUGAAGUUGAUGAUUGGGAGGACUCAAAAGCUGCAAAAAGUAGUGAUAACAGCAAAGCAAGAUCAGCCAGCAGUAGGGAUAACCAAAAGCGGCGAGAGGGUUUUGAAGAGGAAGUAGUUCAAGAUCCACGAUCAGCACAACUGAGUAGCAUCAGACAGCACCCGGAUGAAAUUGAGCAGGGAUUUUAUAGAAGAGAGCAUGAUGCAAAGCAAGAACCCGGAAGAAAUCUCAUGAUGCUUAAAGGCAGAGAGAGACCAUACCCUUACAAGGACCGGCAUCCUAGCUCAGCUACUCAGUUGAACACAAAUGCUGAUGGAUUUGAUGGACAAAAAGAAAGGGACAAUUCUGAAAUGGAUUGGUCACGAAGAGAUGAUGAUCUCUAUAACAGAAGGGUUAGAAAUGAUGAACCUAGAAAGAGGGAUAGGGCUAAGGUUCGAGAAAAUGAGAAAAACGACAAAGAAGAUAGCCUUCAUUCAAGAAAACAGUUGGAUAAUGGUAGCUACAGGGUUUCCUAUGAAAAGGAUGUUGGGUCUAGAGACUCAAGACAAAGGGAAAGAGAUGAGGGCUUGAGGAUUAGGUACGAAGCAGUAGAGGAUUACCGUGGCAAGAAGAGGAAGGAUGAGGAAUAUCUUAGGAGGGAGCAUAUUGACAAAGAAGAAGUUCUGCAUGGCUACAGGGAAAUUGCUAGUAGUCGGCGCAGACGAGAAAGAGAUGAAGUAUUGGAUCCACGAAAGAGGGAUGACCUGCAAAGAGCUAGAGAUAACCCUGAUGAUCAAUAUGCUACUAGGCAGAAAGAUGAGGCCUGGGUACUGAAGGAGAGGGGUGAUAGGCAGAGAGAUAGGGAAGAGUGGUGCCGGAUGAAACAGUCCCAUGAAGAACACCUACCCAAGCGUGAAAGAGAAGGACGGAGUUCUGUAAGAAGUGGACGAGGGGCUGAACAUAAACUUUCUGAGAAAGAAUACCAAUCCCGAGAAGCAAUGCGACACAAUGACCAAUUGAAGAGAAGGGAUCGAAUUCAGGAUGAAAGUCCACAUCAUAAGGGGCGAGAUGAUGCUUCUGCCCGUGGAAAUCAAUAUACUACUGAGGAAAGGCGAUCUAGGCUAGAAAGGUCAAGUAGUCGUAGUGAUCGUGUUGCUAAUGUUUCUGAUAACCAAAAAGUCAAGCAUAGAGAAGGCUCAAGGAAAAGCAAAGAACGUGAUGUUAGUGACCUUAAUAGUUUAGGCCUGUCCAAGAGAAGUCAAGAAAAUCAAAGUGGUCCAACCAAUGAGAAGGGCUUGAAAGGAUCUGGUGAUGAAGAGCGUGCUGAGCAUGAAAUUUCAGGGCAUCGCCUGUCAAGAAAACAGCGGGAAGACAUGUCUUCAGAUGAUGAACAGCAAGAUUCUCGCAGAGGACGUUCUAAAUUGGAACGCUGGACCAGCCAUAAGGAAAGAGAUUUCAAUGUCAACAAGUCCUCUUCUUCCUUGAAGUUCAAAGACAUUGAUAAGGAUAAUAAUGAUGCUUCUUCUGAAGCUGGGAAGCCUGCGUAUGAACCUGCUAAAACUGUUGAUGCUGAUAACCAACAUAUCUUGUCAGUUGAAGCAAGGGAUUCUGCAGAUAUGGAAAAUAGGGAUGCUGAUACAAAAGAAUCAGGGGAUCGGCACCUUGACACAGUUGAGAGGUUGAAGAAGCGAAGUGAGCGGUUCAAGCUCCCAAUGCCUAGUGAAAAAGAGGCCCUCGUCAUCAAGAAGUUAGAAAGUGAACCUCUGCCUUCUGCCAAAAGUGAAAAUCCAGUAGUAGAUUCAGAAGUCAAACAAGAACGACCUGCCCGGAAAAGAAGAUGGGUUACUAACUGAAUAAGAAAUCUGGGGGCAUCAUUAUUUUGCCGGAGAGUCUAAUCUAAUCUAGUUUGGCCCAGGGAAAAUUUCAGCUUGGCCUGAUUUUUUUUUAUGAUUCUAGAACCUUGCAAGCCAGCCAUGCUUAGUAUCUCUAUAUCUAUGGAACGUUGAAAAUGGCAUCUAUAGGGUUUGGGACAAUUUGUACUUCAGUAAUGUCAUCUUGUAAACCUUGCUACCUAUACAUUUAUUGUACACUGUAUAUAUACAAGUAAAAUGUAAAACAUGAACUGCCACUACAGGUAGCACAUAUUUUGGGUGUCCAAAUAUGGAUCUUACCUAGAUGGAUCUGGGUAAUGAGAAUUAUUGGUGAACGUUACCAAGGUUGGAUGCAUUUGACAUUCAGAAACAGCUGGCAUGGCUGGUAGGCAUUGAGCCUGAUACUGGCACCUUCCACUUGAGGACUUAGCAGGUCAAAGCUUUUGGAAAACAUCUUGGUGAAGGGCUAUCCAAAGAAAAGCUUUUGGAAAACAUCUUGGUGAAGGGCUAUCCAAAGAAAUGCAUGCUGCUUGCUUCUCAACGUGUUUCUUUAAAUUGAAUUAUAGAUGCCAUGAAAUUAUUUUCUUUGUUGUAGACUUUAAGCAAGUACGGAUUACUCAUUUCUCCCCCAUUUCUAUCUUUACAUUUUUUACGCGGGAAUCAGGAAACCUUAGCAAUGGGCCUUUGUUGUAUCUAGAGAUCAAAUGACAUGUAGUUUAGGUUGGGAAUUUCAACAGGUAAUGAAAGAAAGUAAAAGCAUAAUUUAUUGCCUUUGUCAAA
This is a messenger RNA of Glycine soja, 4847 nucleotides long. Its product is annotated as FIP1[V]-like protein. Lineage: Eukaryota; Viridiplantae; Streptophyta; Magnoliopsida; Fabales; Fabaceae. The transcript has 9 exons. The record is from RefSeq and is a predicted model, not a curated record. Gene Ontology annotation, biological process: mRNA processing. Bases 135 to 4049 code for a protein of 1304 amino acids.